CACGGGCGGUGAAAACGAAGGACCCCGAGGCUCGACACAUGGGCGAGGAGGAACUUGUGCAGGAAAGCUCCGUAACCUUUUGCAAUAUAGGAAGUUAGCGAAAUUAUCCAAGAUGAAGGCCCUUGAGGGACGGAACAACGUAAAGGUCUACAAUCUAAGUGCAGGAAAGUCCCUGCCAGAUUGGUUAACAGAACGAAAGAGAAGACAGUUAUCAAAGCGAGAUGUUGAUUUCCGACAGAAGAUUGAGUUGAUUCAGGAUUUCGACAUGCCAGACUUGAGUGGCUGUGUACGCAUGUCACCUGAUGGUCGAUAUAUUUUAGCAACAGGAACAUAUAAGCCAAGAGUGAAAUGCUAUGAAGUGGCAUCCCUUUCGCAGAAGUUUGAGAGAUGUGUGGAUUAUGAGGUUAUUCAGUUCGAGAUCCUCUCUGAGGAUUAUAGCAAGUUGGUUUUCUUGCAAGAGGAAAGAUACGUUGAAUUUCACAGUCAAGGUGGGAGGUGGUUCCGCACUCGCAUCCCAAAAUUUGGACGUGACUUGGCAUAUCAUUAUCCAUCCUGUGAUCUUUACCUGGCAGCAGCAGGGAGUGAAAUAUACCGCCUGAAUCUCACCCAGGGUCGAUUCCUGAACUCCCUGCAGACCAAUAGCUCAGGGAUUAACAAGUGUGAGUUCAACAAGGUUCAUUACCUGUUAGCAUGCGGCACAGAAGACGGUCGCGUCGAGGCCUGGGACCCACGAUCGAGGCAUAGAGUCGGGCUCUUAGACUGCGCGAUUCACAUGAACACAGAAUUUAUGUCAGAUAGCGACUUAAACACUGCAAAUCGGUUUGGCAUAACGGCUCUGGCUUACAAUGACGCCCUGACCUUAGGGAUUGGCACCCAGACCGGGCAGGUCCUUCUGUAUGACAUCCGGUCGGACAAACCUCUGCUCGUCAAGGACCACAACGAUGGCUUGCCUGUUAAGGAUCUUGAAUUUCACAAUUCAGCUGGGAAGGUUGUGUCAAUGUCAUCCAAGAUUGUCAAGAUAUGGGACAAGGAAACAGGAGCUCCCCAUACCAGUAUUGAAUCCGAGGUGGACUACAAUGACCUCUGCCUUGUCCCAAAUUCAGGGAUGUUGUUCUUGGCCACUGAAGAUGUGAAGUUGCAAACCUACUUCUUGCCGUCGUUGGGCACUGCUCCAAGAUGGUGCCCUCACCUUGAUGCCCUCAUUGAGGAGCUGGAGGAAGAGGAAGCCCCGUCACAGUACGACGAUUACAAAUUCGUCACGGAGGAAGAGCUGAAGAGAAUUGGUCUUGAGAAGCUCAUUGGUACGGAUAUACUUCGGGCAGUCAUGCACGGCUACUACAUAGAUUCACGGCUGUACAACAAAGCCAAGAUGAUUGCUAAUCCGUUUGACUAUGACGACUUCAUGAAACGUAAAGUCAAGCAGAAAAUUACCGAGCAGAAUCAACGCGGAAUACAGACUAAGAAACUGCCAAACGUUAACCGCGAUCUAUUCGAGCGGUUGACCGAGGACCAGCAGGAUGAAGGGUCCAAGAAAACGACUUCUGCCGAUGAGCUGUUGAAGGACGAACGUUUCGGUGCACUGUUUACGAGCGAAGAUUUCCAGAUAGAGAAAAGCUCGGCAGAGUUUAAGCUGUUUAAUCCGGCCAUCAGCAAAAUGGACAAGAAAAGGUCAAAGGCCAGAGCAGAGGAAGAAUUAGAAGAACAAGAAUUCAUGAAAGCUCGUGAGGAAAUGCUGCAGGGUGAGAGCUCCGACUCGGACUCCAUCGUGUCUGACGACGACGACGAGAGGAAGGUCAAACCCAUAGAGAUAAGAAAUUCAAAGAAGCAAAAGGAAAGAUAUCAGAAAAAGAAGGUCAAUAAGUCUCUUGUCAAAGAGGAUGAAACGAAGAAAACGGAAGGCAGGGACUUGAGUUUAACCGCUGCCGACUCACUAGCGGAACUGAAAGCCAGCAAAAAGAAGUUGAGCAAGAUGACCCUAGCUGACCGUCUGGAAAUGGAAGAUGACAACCAAGAAAGCAUUAAGCAGCUUACCUUCGGCAGUCGGGAAAUGAGCUACGUAGUUAAGAAGGAACCUAAGUUUGGGCUCUUACGACAGCAGCAGAGAGAACAUCAAGCAGAGAGAAGAAAAGUUCGGCGAUCAACAGCAAACCUGAAGGGGAAGUUCAGAACUAAAGAUUGAGUGAUAUAGAUGAAUGGACUAGGUAACAGUUAUUAAUCAUAUAUUUUGUUUCAAGUAAAAGUAGUAUAUUUAUGAAAAAAAAAAAUGUGAGGGAUGGAUAUUUUUGCUGUGUGUGGGAGAUAUAAACAGUGUUGUUUAUUUUGUGUAUAUAUGGCCGUGUAUAGUUAUUUUGGCUUUUUUUUGUUCUAAGUGUGAUUCAUCAGUCUGUUUUUGCAAUCUGUGCUUGUAUGGAUGAUACUUUUUUUUCCAAAUAUUGUUGUUGUGUCUAUAUACUGAAAUAUGCAAAAUGCACUUAUGUUGUAUGUAAUUGAUGAGUUUCCAGUACGAGAAAUACAGACUAAGCUCAUGAAAUUAUGCCACUGA
Penaeus chinensis is the source of this 2542-nucleotide messenger RNA. RefSeq names its product nucleolar protein 10-like (gene l(2)34Fd). Bases 113 to 2179 code for a protein of 688 amino acids. Gene Ontology annotation, cellular component: nucleus; nucleolus; 90S preribosome. Lineage: Eukaryota; Metazoa; Arthropoda; Malacostraca; Decapoda; Penaeidae. The record is from RefSeq and is a predicted model, not a curated record. Gene Ontology annotation, molecular function: protein binding. The transcript is spliced from 15 exons. Gene Ontology annotation, biological process: maturation of SSU-rRNA from tricistronic rRNA transcript (SSU-rRNA, 5.8S rRNA, LSU-rRNA).